ACCUUCCACACGUUAGAGGUCCUGCAGAUGAUAUACAAAGUCAAAGUCCGAAACAAUGUCGAUCCGUGAAGCAAGUCAUGCCGGUAGCUGGUAUAGCUCCUCCAAAUCACAACUCUCAAGUCAACUCGAUGGUUGGCUAUCCAAAGUCGAUCCUCCAGUCAAACCCAUCGGACAAGUCUCAUCUCAGGAAUCCUUAAGCACUCUCCCCGUACCUGGUGCCAGAGUCAUCAUUGCUCCGCACGCUGGAUACUCAUACUCCGGACCUGCAGCUGCAUGGGCCUAUCGCUCUUGGGAUGUGUCCAAAGCAAAGCGUGUCUUUCUCCUCGGUCCUUCCCAUCACUUCUACCUGUCGAAAUGUGCUCUCAGUAAAUGCGACAAGUACGCUACUCCUCUUGGCAACUUGACUGUAGACAAAGAAACCACAAAGGAGCUCUACGACACUGGCAAAUUCCAAUGGAUGAGCCAGAGUGUAGAUGAAGACGAACACAGUCUUGAGAUGCAUCUUCCGUACAUUUACAAGAUGCUGUCGAGAUCCUUCCCUGCCGAAUCCUCCUUCCCAAAGCUCGUCCCUAUCAUGGUCGGCAACACCUCCGCAGCAACCGAGAAGCAAUUCGGUGAACUCCUAGCUCCAUACCUACAAGACCCUUCAAACGCCUUUGUCAUCAGCUCAGACUUUGCACACUGGGGUCUACGCUUCCGCUACACCUACUACCAUCCUUCAUCAGCCGCCCCAGUCGAGCUCUCUGCCCGUUCAAAGCCACCAAGAGAUCCACCAAUUCAUGAGAGUAUCAAGGAGGUUGAUUUCCAAUGUAUCGAUGCUUGCGAGACCGGCAGUCACAAGGCUUGGCUUGAUACUCUUGCUGAUACUGGAAAUACCGUCUGUGGUAGACAUCCGAUCGGCGUCGUCAUGGCUGCGAUGGAGGUGUUGGACAGUCAGGCCAAGUUCAAGUUCGUCAGAUAUGAACGCAGUAGUGAGUGUACAAAGGUCGAGGACAGCAGUGUCAGCUAUGCCAGUGCUUUUGCUGUCAUCUGAGCAGACAUCAGAUAGAUUAUUGAUGAUAAUGACAC
Aureobasidium pullulans EXF-150 is the source of this 1068-nucleotide messenger RNA. Its product is annotated as UPF0103-domain-containing protein. Lineage: Eukaryota; Fungi; Ascomycota; Dothideomycetes; Dothideales; Saccotheciaceae. The record is from RefSeq and is a predicted model, not a curated record. The transcript has 4 exons. Bases 56 to 1033 code for a protein of 325 amino acids.